AUGUCGGUCGAGGGUGAGUUUUUCGUCUCGGUGACAGGUUCCAUCGACUUUGCCGAGUUUUACGACGCCGAUAGCGUGUACUGCAAGUACCGCUAUCACUUCGGCGCCGAAUGGAGCGUGGUAGCAGGCAUCGAGGAAGGCCUGACGCAAAUGAGCAUCACCGGAAGCGACGUCAGGAGACUCGCCGUAUGGAAUUUUCCCCUUGACGUCACGUUCAAGAGCACCAAUCCGCACGGAUGGCCGCAGUUAAUACUGUCCACUUAUGGGCUAGACCUCUUCGGACACGACGUCGUCAGAGGUUACGGGGUUUGCCACGUGCCUUUGACAGCCGGACGCCAUCGAAAAACGGUCGCCGUUUACGUCCCCGAGUCGUCCUCGAGUCUGCAGCAAUUCGCGGCUUGGCUGACAGGAAGGAGGCCGGAACUGAUCGAUAUGGACAUCCUGGCUUCCGGAAACGGAAGAGAGUUGGCUCGUAUGAAGGUCCAGGGAUCCGUCGAGGUCGUCUUCAACGUCGUCUUCAAGGACCUCUUCAAGCUGGGGUAUAAGAACGGCGAGAAGCGACAUACCACCUGA
This is a messenger RNA of Orussus abietinus, 573 nucleotides long. Its product is annotated as B9 domain-containing protein 1. Gene Ontology annotation, biological process: cilium assembly. NCBI's taxonomy places the organism in Eukaryota, Metazoa, Arthropoda, Insecta, Hymenoptera, Orussidae. Gene Ontology annotation, cellular component: MKS complex. The transcript has 5 exons. Bases 1 to 573 code for a protein of 190 amino acids. The record is from RefSeq and is a predicted model, not a curated record.